Molecule: messenger RNA, 249 nt
Organism: Acanthisitta chloris (rifleman)
Lineage: Eukaryota; Metazoa; Chordata; Aves; Passeriformes; Acanthisittidae
Product: syntaxin-16-like
Exons: 2
Biological process (GO): vesicle-mediated transport
Cellular component (GO): membrane
Source: RefSeq, a predicted model, not a curated record
CUGGCUGACGACCGCAUGGCACUGGUGUCGGGAAUAAGUUUAGAUCCCGAAGCAGCGAUCGGAGUCACUAAACGUUUACCUCCCAAAUGGGUCGAUGGAGCAGACGAAAUUCAAUAUGAUAUUGCCAGGGUUAAACAGAAGAUGAAAGAAUUAGCCAGUCUUCAUGAUAAGCAUCUGAACAGACCCACACUGGAUGACAGCAGCGAAGAAGAACGGGCCAUAGAAAUAACAACCCAGGAGGUCACACAG